This is a messenger RNA of Laccaria bicolor S238N-H82, 966 nucleotides long. NCBI's taxonomy places the organism in Eukaryota, Fungi, Basidiomycota, Agaricomycetes, Agaricales, Hydnangiaceae. The record is from the annotation of a RefSeq genome assembly.
AUGAAGAGGUGCGUUUCUAGCAGCAUAUCGAUCAUUCAUUUGGCUGAACGACGUGUAUUACAGGUCAUCCUUGAGCCUUUCACUUUCAUUACCUCGAAUCCAGGCAAAGAAAUACGCGGCAAGCUUAUCGAGGCAUUCAAUACCUGGCUGAACGUUCCGGCGGACAAACUGCUGGUCAUUACAAAAGUCGUCAACAUGCUGCAUGCUGCUAGUCUCAUGGUGGAUGAUAUAGAGGACGAUGCCUAGCUGCGGAGGGGAAAGCCAGCUGCGCACAAAAUCUACGGGAUACCCCAAACCAUCAACACGGCGAACUAUGUGUACUUCCUUGCUUAUCAGGAACUUUUGACCCUCCGAAAUAGUCCAACAACUUCAGCCCCACGAAAAGACCUAGAUGCCCUGGUUACAGAGGAGUUACUCUGUCUCCACCGUGGCCAGGGGCUGGAAAUUCUCUGGCGGGAUUCCCUCCAAUGUCCUUCAGAAGAGGAAUAUAUAAGUAUGGUAAAUAACAAAACUGGUGGACUGCUGAGGAUGGGUGUCAAGAUCAUGAUGGCUUGCGCUACUACAAACAUUGAUGUCGACUAUGUACCACUCGUCAACCUAAUUGGAGUGUUUUUCCAGAUACGUGAUGACCUUAUGAACUUGCAAAGCACAGAGUACACAUCAAAUAAAGGCUUCGCAGAGGAUCUCUCAGAGGGCAAAUUCUCUUUUCCCGUGGUACAUGGUAUCCACGCUGACACCUCAAAUCGUCAAAUUCUUAAUGUAUUGCAGAAACGACCCACGACUCCGACGUUGAAAAUACACGCAAUAUCAUACCUGAAAAACCAUACGAAAUCAUUUGAGUAUACAGUAUCUGUGUUGCGUAUCAUCGAGGCGAAAACGCGGGCUGAGAUUGCAAAGUUGGGAGGGAAUGUUGGGUUGGAUGGGAUCAUGGGCCUUCUGCACGUGGACGAGACAACUAUCGCUUGA